Cryptosporidium ubiquitum is the source of this 888-nucleotide messenger RNA. RefSeq names its product protein tRNA synthetase class II. Lineage: Eukaryota; Apicomplexa; Conoidasida; Eucoccidiorida; Cryptosporidiidae. Gene Ontology annotation, cellular component: nucleolus; small-subunit processome. Gene Ontology annotation, molecular function: small ribosomal subunit rRNA binding. The record is from RefSeq and is a predicted model, not a curated record. The coding region runs from base 1 to 888 and encodes 295 amino acids. The transcript has 3 exons.
AUGAAGAUAGGUAGAAAGAAACAGAUUAAACGUAUAUUAAAGUAUUACAAGAUAAAUUAUGGCUUCGAAGAGCCAUAUAGACUUUUAAUUGAUGGAACCUUUAUUAUGGCAGCUCUAAAAAAUAAGAUACACAUUAAAGAACAAUUUCCAAAGAUUCUUAAUGGGAAGACUACCCCCAUUAUAACAGACUGCAUAUAUAGGGAGAUUGAAAUGCUCAAUAACUUAGAAAACAAAAAAGCUGAUUUUUCUGGUGCAAAGCUAAUAGCCAGAGGAUAUUUCAGACACAAAUGUGGACAUACUUAUUGUACUGAAGAGAAUUCUAAUAUUGAACAGAUGACUUCUUUUUCUACCAACAGCCUCGAUAUCUCUUCUGAUCAAGAAAAUGAUGUUGAGAAGAAGGCUUCUUGUGAAACUUCUGAUAAAGAAGCUGCAAGCACUUUACGUACAUUUGAUUCAUUUAGAUGUAUUUUGGACGUUAUAUCAAAAGAUAACAACUCCAAAAAAUUCAUGGUCGCUUCUCAAGAUCCUCUUUUAAGAAAGAAGCUUCAUAAGGUUCCAGGAGUUCCUUUAAUUUACCUAAAUAACCAGGUCCCUAUCUUAGAGCAACCUUCCAUUGCAUCUUAUAAUCAAAAAUCUAUUUCAGAAGAGUCCAGAAUGGGGCUUCAAAAGUGGGAAUAUCCCCUAAUUCCUUCUUUAAGAGACUCUGCUCAAGGCAAUUCUAAUGGUAGUGAUAGUAAUGGUAAAGACUCAAAAGUUAAAAAGAAGAAACAAAAAAAUCCGAAUCCUCUUUCCUGCCUUAAAAAAAAGAAAAAGCAAAAUACGAGUAAGGUAAACUCUGAUAAGAAAAAAAGAGUACGAACGAAAAGAAAGUCUCCUACAAAUAGUUGA